UGGAAAAAGAAGAGUUGGCGGCGGCGGUGGCGGCGCUGGGAGCCCGGCUGGGAUGGAGGACCAGCCGCCGCCACCACCACCACCAGCAGCAGGAGCAGCACAGGAGUCGUUGGGGCGUCGCCUCCCGCGACUCCCACAGCCGCUGCUGUUUGACAGAGGAGCCCCACCGGCCAGUCAUGUUUAAGGAUAAGUGGUGGAGUAGAUAAGCAUGAGACCACCGUGGCACAGCUGCAUGUGUAUUCACUCUUGAAGCAAUUGCACACUUUAUUGGCUGACAAUCUUGGCAUUUUUCAGCAAAAACAAAAUUUAAGGGCACAGUACAUCUGUGUCUGACUUGUCAAAUAAACUUGCUUGGUGUCAUCUGAUGGAGCCUUCUGGUAAUGAACAACUCUAUGAUGAUCCUGACUUUGGAGGAAAGUCUCAAGAUCCAGAGACCAAAAGGCAGCAUGAAUCGGAGCAAAAGCUAUCAAAAAUUACCCACAAUGCCUUGGAGAAUAUUAAUGUGAUUGGUCAAGGGUUGAAGCAUCUCUUCCAGCAUCAACGUAGGAGGUCCUCAGUGUCUCCCCAUGAUGUUCAGCAAGCUCAGGUUGAUUUGGAGCUUGAAACGGAAUUGGAAAAUCAAAGCACAUGUGCUGAAAUUGAUGGUGUCUCUACCCACCCCACAGCUCUGAACAGAGUUCUCCAGCAAAUCAGAGUGCCACCUAAAAUGAAGAGAGGAACAAGCUUGCAUAGCAGACGGGGCAAGGCAGAGCCUCCAAAGGGAAGCCCCCAAAUCAACAGGAAGUCUCUCCAGGAUAUUCAUUCAGGCCGGCCCAGAUCUUCAUCAACUACUGAUGCCCCUACUAAUAUGUCUGUGCUGGAGAUGGCCUCUCCUAUCUGUCUAGCUGGUGAAGAGGUUGCAUCAGCAGAUCGGAUCGAGCGAUUAGAUGUAAGCAGUCUAGCACAAACAUCCAGUGCAGUGGCCUCAAGCACAGAGUGCAGCAUCAACGCAGAUUCCAUUGAUGGAACGCCAGAUCCUCAGCGCACAAAAGUGGCCAUCACCCACCUUCAGCAAAAAAUACUGAAGCUGACUGAGCAGAUCAAAAUAGAGCAAACAGCUCGGGAUGACAAUGUGGCAGAAUACCUAAAACUGGCCAAUAAUGCAGACAAGCAGCAGAGUGCCCGCAUCAAGCAGGUAUUUGAAAAGAAGAACCAGAAGUCAGCCCAGACAAUCCUCCAGUUGCAGAAGAAGCUAGAGCACUACCAUCGGAAGCUGCGAGAGAUCGAGCAGAAUGGUAUCCCUCGACAGCCCAAAGAUGUAUUGAGGGAUAUGCACCAGGGGCUGAAAGAUGUGGGAGCAAAGGUCACUGGCUUCAGCGAAGGAGUGGUAGACAGUGUUAAAGGUGGACUUUCCAGUUUCUCCCAAGCAACCCAUUCGGCAGCAGGAGCUGUCGUCUCCAAACCCCGGGAGAUUGCCUCACUCAUUAGGAACAGGUUUGGGAGUGCAGACAAUAUUGCUAAUCUGAAGGACUCCUUGGAAGAAGGUCAAGAAGAUGGGACUGGGGGGAAAACUCUAGGUGUUCAUAAUUUUCAGUCAAGCCCAAAAUAUGGCAGCGAGGACGAUUGCUCCAGUGCCACAUCAGGCUCUGUGGGGGCCAACAGCACCACAGGGAUCCCUGUGGGAGCACCAAGCUCCAAAACGAACACUCUGGAUAUGCAGAGCUCAGGGUUUGAUGCAAUACUGCAUGAGAUUCAAGAAAUCAGAGAGAUGCAAGGACGACUGGAGGAAUCUUUUGAGAACCUUAAGGUUCACUAUCAGAGGGAUUAUUCCUUGAUAAUGCAGGCUCUGCAGGAAGAAAGAUACCGAUGUGAACGGCUAGAAGAGCAGCUGAAUGACCUGACUGAGCUCCACCAGAACGAGAUCCUUAAUUUAAAGCAGGAAUUGGCCAGCAUGGAGGAAAAAAUAGCUUAUCAGUCUUAUGAACGAGCCAGAGACAUCCAGGAGGCAUUGGAGGCGUGUCAAACCAGAAUCUCAAAGAUGGAACUGCAGCAGCAACAUCAGCAAGUUGUCCAGUUGGAAGGUCUUGAAAAUGCCACUGCCAGAAACCUCCUGGGCAAACUAAUUAACAUCCUCUUGGCUGUCAUGGCCGUUCUGUUGGUCUUUGUCUCCACCGUGGCCAACUGUGUUGUCCCCCUCAUGAAAACUCGCAGCAGGACGUUCAGCACUUUAUUUAUAGUGGUCUUCGUUGCCUUUUUGUGGAAGCACUGGGACGCCAUCACUGGCUACUUGGAACGGUUCUUUUCGCCCCCUAGAUGAUGUCGAGAAGAGCUGGCUGUUGCCCUACCCACUCCGGUUUGCUCUGGCAAGUGAGCAUGGCAAAGCUUAAUCAGCCACUCCUUCCUCUGCUGAAGUUUUAAAGUGUCAGAGUGUGAAUUUGUUUACAGUUUAAAUAACAUUUUCUCUCUAUGAGACACAUUGGCAAUAGUAUUUUUUAGAUUUUAUUCAAGAGCUCUUUUUGGCAAAAAAAAAAAAAAAAAUCCUGGAUACUUUUUAUGUAGCAUGGUUUCUCUUUGGAUGCAAAUCUUUAAGUUUCCUUAAGUGUACAAAAAUAAAACACCAAUUUGGAGCACA
Molecule: messenger RNA, 2611 nt
Organism: Lacerta agilis (Sand lizard)
Lineage: Eukaryota; Metazoa; Chordata; Lepidosauria; Squamata; Lacertidae
Gene: TMCC1
Product: transmembrane and coiled-coil domain family 1
Exons: 6
Coding region: 365-2296 (643 amino acids)
Biological process (GO): endosome fission; membrane fission; endosome membrane tubulation
Cellular component (GO): endomembrane system
Source: RefSeq, a predicted model, not a curated record